AACGACGCGCGCGCCCCCGACCCCCGCGGCGGCCGGACACACUCGCGUCCCGGCCCGCGCGCCGCCCUCCCGCCUGCUCCCUCCAGUCACCCCACCCUUAGCUGUCCCCGCCACCUCGCUCCACCACCCUCCCCUGCCGCUCCGCGCACUCCGCCUCUGGGCCUCCAGCUCUUCUCUCCCCGAACCGCUCACUUGCCAGCCCUUGGCCCCGGGAAGAAGAAACAUUUCCCGAAGCGAUCUCCUCAACCCUCCCUUCCCCACCGCGGUCGCCCUCCCCUCCCCCUGCUCUUUCUUGGGGGAGGGGGGCUGUCGCCUCAGAUUGAAGGCCAUUGAUUUGUAUGUAUUUGUCCCAGUGCCGGAGGCUGCCCCAGCCGCCGGCGUCCGUGCCGCCGCUGCCAGUGGAGUUGGCUCCCUGCUUCCCUAGGGUGGUUCAGGUCCACCAAACAUGUCGGCUCCAGUCGGGCCCCGGGGCCGCUCGGCUCCCACCCCGGCGGCCUCUCAGCCGCCUCCGCAGCCCGAGAUGCCCGACCUCAGCCACCUCACCGAGGAGGAGAGGAAAAUCAUCCUGGCUGUUAUGGAUCGGCAGAAGAAGGAAGAGGAGAAGGAGCAGUCAGUGCUCAAGGUCAAAGAAGAAUACAAACCACAACCGACACAGUGGUUUCCCUUUAGUGGGAUCACUGAACUGGUAAAUAACGUUCUUCAGCCCCAGCAAAAACAACAAAAUGAAAAGGAACCCCAGACAAAACUUCAUCAGCAGUUUGAAAUGUAUAAGGAGCAAGUUAAGAAGAUGGGAGAAGAAUCACAGCAACAGCAAGAACAGAAGGGUGAUGCCCCAACUUGUGGUAUCUGCCACAAAACGAAAUUUGCUGAUGGAUGUGGCCAUAACUGUUCAUAUUGCCAAACAAAGUUCUGUGCUCGUUGUGGAGGUCGAGUGUCAUUACGCUCAAACAAGGAGGACAAAGUGGUUAUGUGGGUAUGUAAUUUGUGCCGAAAACAACAGGAAAUCCUCACUAAAUCAGGAGCAUGGUUUUAUAACAGUGGAUCUAAUAUACCACAGCAAUCUGAUCAAAAAGUUCUUCGAGGACUGCGAAAUGAGGAGGCGCCUCAGGAGAAGAAAGCAAAACUGCGUGAGCAGGCCCAAUUCCAAGGACCCCCAGGUGACUUAUCUGUACCUGCAGUGGAGAAAAGUCGAUCUCAUGGGCUCACAAGACAGGAUUCUAUUAAAAAUGGGUCAGGAAUGAAGCACCAAAUUGCCAGUGACAUAGCUUCAGACAGGAAAAGAAGUCCAUCGGUGUCCAGAGAUCAGAAUAGAAGAUACGACCAAAGGGAAGAAAGAGAAGAAUAUUCGCAGUAUGCUCCUUCAGACAGCGCAAUGCCCAGAUCUCCAUCAGACUAUUCUGAUAGACGAUCUCAACUUGAACCUCAGUUUUAUGAAGAAUCUGAUCAUUUAAAUUAUAGGGAUUCUAACAGGAGAAGUCAUAGGCAUUCCAAAGAAUAUAUUGUAGAUGAUGAGGAUGUGGACAGCAGAGAUGAAUAUGAAAGACAAAGGAGAGAGGAGGAGUACCAAGCCCGCUACAGAAGCGAUCCAAAUUUGGCCCGUUAUCCAGUAAAGCCACAGCCCUAUGAAGAACAAAUGCGUAUCCAUGCUGAAGUGUCCCGAGCACGGCAUGAGAGAAGGCAUAGUGAUGUUUCUUUGGCAAAUGCUGAACUAGAAGAUUCCAGGAUUUCUUUACUAAGGAUGGAUCGACCAUCAAGGCAAAGAUCCAUAUCUGAACGUAGAGCUGCCAUGGAAAAUCAGCGAUCUUAUUCAAUGGAAAGAACUCGAGAAGCUCAGGGACAAAGUUCUUACCCACAAAGGACCACAAACCAUAGUCCUCCUACCCCUCGGAGGAGUCCAAUACCCACUGAUAGACCAGACAUGAGGCGUACUGACUCACUAAGGAAACAACACCUAGAUCCCAGCUCUGCUGUGAGGAAAACAAAACGGGAAAAAAUGGAAACUAUGUUGAGGAAUGAUUCUCUCAGUUCAGACCAGUCAGAAUCAGUGAGACCACCACCACCAAAGCCUCAUAAAUCAAAGAAGGGUGGGAAAAUGCGCCAGGUUUCAUUGAGCAGUUCUGAGGAGGAGUUGGCUUCCACACCUGAAUAUACAAGUUGUGAUGAUGUUGAGAUUGAAAGUGAGAGUGUAAGUGAAAAAGGGGACAGUCAAAAGGGAAAAAGAAAAACUAGUGAGCAGGCAGUUUUGUCGGACUCUAACACCAGGUCUGAGAGACAAAAGAAAAUGAUGUACUUUGGUGGCCACUCUUUGGAAGAGGAUUUGGAAUGGUCUGAACCUCAGAUUAAGGACUCUGGGGUAGAUACCUGUAGUAGCACAACCCUUAACGAGGAGCAUAGCCAUAGUGAUAAGCAUCCUGUGACCUGGCAACCAUCUAAAGAUGGAGAUCGCCUAAUUGGUCGUAUUUUAUUAAAUAAGCGACUAAAAGAUGGAAGUGUUCCUCGAGACUCAGGAGCAAUGCUUGGUUUAAAGGUUGUAGGAGGAAAGAUGACUGAAUCAGGUCGGCUCUGUGCAUUUAUUACCAAAGUCAAAAAAGGAAGUUUAGCUGAUACUGUAGGACAUCUUAGACCAGGUGAUGAAGUAUUAGAAUGGAAUGGAAGGUUAUUGCAAGGAGCAACAUUUGAGGAAGUGUACAACAUCAUUUUAGAAUCCAAACCUGAACCACAAGUGGAGCUUGUUGUUUCUCGGCCUAUUGGAGAUAUACCUAGAAUACCUGAUAGCACACAUGCACAACUGGAAUCCAGUUCUAGCUCAUUUGAAUCUCAAAAAAUGGAUCGGCCUUCUAUUUCUGUUACCUCUCCCAUGAGCCCUGGCAUGUUGAGGGAUGUUCCACAGUUCUUAUCUGGACAACUUUCAAGCCAAAGCCUUAGUAGAAGAACAACGCCUUUUGUUCCUAGGGUUCAGAUAAAACUAUGGUUUGACAAGGUUGGUCACCAAUUAAUAGUUACAAUUCUGGGAGCAAAGGAUCUCCCCUCCCGGGAAGAUGGGCGACCAAGGAAUCCUUAUGUUAAAAUUUACUUUCUUCCAGACAGAAGUGAUAAAAACAAGAGAAGAACAAAAACGGUUAAAAAAACAUUGGAACCCAAAUGGAACCAAACAUUCAUUUAUUCUCCAGUUCAUCGAAGAGAAUUUCGAGAACGAAUGCUGGAAAUUACCCUUUGGGAUCAAGCUCGAGUUAGAGAGGAAGAAAGUGAAUUUUUAGGAGAGAUUUUAAUUGAAUUAGAAACAGCAUUAUUAGAUGAUGAACCACAUUGGUACAAACUUCAGACCCAUGAUGUCUCUUCAUUGCCACUUCCCCAUCCUUCUCCGUAUAUGCCACGAAGACAACUCCAUGGAGAGAGCCCAACGCGGAGGUUGCAAAAUAAAGCCUUAUGUUCAUAUAAUUCAGGGUCAAAGAGAAUAAGUGAUAGUGAAGUCUCUGACUAUGACUGUGAUGAUGGAAUUGGUGUAGUAUCAGAUUAUCGUCACAAUGGUCGAGAUCUUCAAAGCUCAACAUUAUCAGUGCCAGAACAAGUAAUGUCAUCAAACCAUUGUUCACCCUCAGGUUCUCCUCAUCGAGUAGAUGUUAUAGGAAGGACUAGAUCGUGGUCACCCAGUGUCCCUCCUCCACAAAGUAGGAAUGUGGAACAGGGACUUCGAGGGACCCGUACUACAACUGGACAUUAUAAUACAAUUAGCCGAAUGGAUAGACAUCAUAUCAUGGAUGACCAUUACUCUCCAGAUAGAGACAGUCAUUUUCUUACUCUACCUCGCUCCAGAUACAGUCAGACCAUUGACCAUCAUCACAGGGAUGGCAGGGAUUGUGAAGCAGCAGAUAGACAGCCAUAUCACAGAUCCAGAUCAACAGAACAACGGCCUCACCUUGAGCGGACCACCACCCGCUCCAGAUCCACUGAACGUCCUGAUACAAACCUCAUGAGGUCGAUGCCUUCAUUAAUGACUGGAAGAUCUGCCCCUCCUUCACCUGCCUUAUCGAGGUCUCAUCCUCGAACUGGGUCUGUCCAGACCAGCCCAUCAAGUACUCCAGUGGCAGGACGAAGGGGCCGACAGCUUCCACAGCUUCCACCAAAGGGAACAUUGGAGAGAAACAAUGGAGUCAAGGAGAUAGAACCUUAUGAAGAAGUUACAUGGGAAGACCAGCAGAAAAAGGUGAAUGGUACAAUAAGUGAUGACACACCAUUGCCGAAAAAGAAACACCAAUCUGAGCCAGAAGAAGUGGACUCCCCAAGGAGAAGAUAUGCAGGUGCUAUGGAUAUAGAGGAGAGAAAUCGCCAAAUGAAAAUUAACAAAUACAAACAGGUAGCCGGAUCAGAUUCCAGACUGGAACAAGAUUACCAUUCAAAGUAUCGAUCAGGAUGGGAUCCUCAUAGAGGGGCAGAUAAUAUUUCCACUAAAUCUUCGGACAGUGAUGUAAGUGAUAUAUCUGCGGUUUCAAGGACUAGUAGUGCUUCUCGUUUCAGCAGCACAAGCUACAUGUCUGUCCAAUCAGAACGACCAAGAGGAAACAAGAAAAUCAGGCCAAAGGGAAUAGAAGAGGGAGGGAAAGAAGGGGAUAAGCAAGAAGAGAUAGCUCAUGAGGAGGAAGUGGUAAAGGAAGAAAGAAUUAAUGAGAAUGGGAAAGGGAAAGAGAUUACAAAAACCUGUAAUAAGGAGGAAAACAGAGAAUCAGGAGACGAGGAAAAAACACAAGAUAUACCUGAGCAAGGGAGAGAAAAAGAACAGUGGAAUAAAGAGGAUUUGCAAAGGAGAUUGUCACAAGAUGAUACCAGUGUCUUUACAUCCAAAAUGCAAAGCAGACAAAUGGGCAUAUCAGGGAAGAACAUGACCAAAAGCACCAGCAUCAGUGGAGACAUGUGCUCACUGGAGAAGAAUGAUGGCAGCCAGUCUGACACUGCAGUGGGCGCGUUGGGCACCAGUGGCAAGAAGCGACGCUCUAGCAUUGGGGCCAAAAUGGUAGCUAUUGUUGGUCUCUCUCGGAAAAGUCGCAGUGCUUCUCAACUCAGCCAAACGGAAGCAGGAGGUAAAAAGCUACGGAGCACUGUCCAGAGGAGUACAGAAACAGGUCUGGCGGUGGAGAUGAGGAACUGGAUGACCCGACAGGCAAGCCGGGAAUCCACUGAUGGCAGCAUGAACAGCUAUAGCUCAGAAGGAAAUCUGAUUUUCCCUGGUGUCCGCUUGGCCUCCGAUAGCCAGUUUAGCGAUUUCCUUGAUGGCCUUGGUCCUGCUCAGCUAGUGGGACGCCAGACUUUAGCUACUCCUGCAAUGGGUGAUAUUCAGAUAGGAAUGAUGGACAAAAAGGGACAAUUGGAGGUGGAAAUCAUUCGGGCCCGUGGCCUUGUUGUAAAACCAGGUUCCAAGACACUGCCAGCACCCUACGUAAAGGUGUACCUAUUAGAUAACGGAGUCUGCAUAGCCAAGAAGAAAACAAAAGUGGCAAGAAAAACGCUGGAGCCCCUUUACCAGCAGCUGUUAUCUUUUGAAGAGAGUCCUCAAGGAAAAGUUUUACAGAUCAUUGUCUGGGGAGAUUAUGGCCGCAUGGAUCACAAAUCCUUUAUGGGUGUGGCCCAGAUUCUUUUAGAUGAACUGGAACUAUCCAAUAUGGUGAUUGGAUGGUUCAAACUCUUCCCCCCUUCCUCCCUAGUAGAUCCAACCUUGGCCCCUCUGACCAGAAGAGCUUCCCAGUCAUCUCUGGAAAGUUCAACCGGACCUUCUUACUCUCGUUCAUAGCAGCUGUAAAACUGUUGUCACAGCAACCAGCGUUACAAAAGGAAAAAAAAAUAAAGAAAAAAAUCCACAGGUCGCAAACCCUGGUAACACUGCAUGCUUAAUGUUGUGUCUUCUGAGCCUGUUUCUAGGGAUACAGAGCGAUCCUGUGUUCUCAGAGGAAGUUGCACACAUUGUGCCCUAAGGAAGGCCCUCAGGUGAAAGGACAGAGCUAUGAAGAACUGAGAGGUUUGGAGUUCAGCCACACUGGAGUUGUGGUCCAAUCUGAAGCCAUGGAUUUAUCUCAAAGAAUCAGUCAGUUUCAUGCAACAAAAGCCCUUUUCAAUGGCACCUUUAUAUUUUUAUUGUUCCUUUUUCUUCAUUUAUCUGAUCCCAAAGCCCCAUUAUGCCACAGAAAUAGAGCUAUACAGCCUCUGAGCCAUGUUACAGGUCAAGGAGCAAAGAAGUCCUUAGAAGCAUCAGGUGUAAAGCAAGACACCAAAGAAGUGGUCGGGAACAAAGCAUCAGCCCUCCCCUGGACGGGGUCCAGCAGGAAGAGUGGCCAAGUCAGUAGCUCCAGCCGCAUGUCAUUCACUAAUGCCAAGAUGUGUUGGACUCUGAAAAACAAAGUUCUGUGGCUACACUGUACUGAAUGAAAUUAAAGAAACUUUUUUUGCAUGGACACAGAUUAGCUGAUUACUUAAAUUAUUUUCUUGGGGCUGCAACUUGCAAAAAAAGAAAAAUAAAUAAAAAUCAGCCAUUUUCAACAAUUUAUAUUAUUUUUAAAAAUAAAUUUCACUAGUGCAUGGUUUUAAAAAGGGGAGAGAAUGCAACAGGGUGAUACAAGACACACCAUGUUUAUUCUUUAAACUAAUCAUAGUCUGUGUUUUGGCAGACAUUACAAAUGAAAAUUCUUUCUAGAAGAUGCGUAAAAUUCUCUUUAUGUGACAAAUAAGUAUAAUAUAUUCAAUUUAUUUCCAUGUUAAAUAUACAGAUCUUAUGGAGCUCAAUAUGUGCAAAUUUUUCACAUCUUUCUCUUCUCUGUCUUACUUUUCCUCUUCUCCCUCUUUUAAUCUUUUAUUUUUGUUCUCCCAGAGUGAACCUUAUUCUAAAAAAUUACAACUUUUUGAUCUGAUCCUCUCUUAUAACCCAUGUUUGAUUCAGAGCUAUAGAUGCUUCUGAAUUUAUGAAUUUCUCAAGGGAAAAAUCUAUUUAAGAGCUUUCUUUAUUUCAAGCAUGUUGAAAAGGAUUUUGCAACAUGACUUGGGAGUACAUUAAAGUAAGUCAGCAUGUAUUUGACAAAGAACUUUUGCAAUUUAUUGUACAGUGCAUGGUAAUUUUUUUUCACCUUCAAAAUUCAGUUUACAGGAAAAUCCUAAAAUCAUAUGGCCAUUGUAAUGUCUAAUAAAUUUGUUUUUAGCACCAGCAUUAUUCAUACAGGGGUUAAAGUAUUAUUUGUAGAAGGUCUCAGGUUUUGUUUGUUUUUUAAUUAGUUAAAGCAGUUUCUUUAGCCAAUUUCCAUUUACUAUGUGAAUAGAAACACUGCUAAAAAUUUGAAGCCCUGAAACACAGGGCUGUUUAUUAAUUCAUUUUUCUGUAGUAAAAUUCAAUUUUUCACAAAUUAUAUUUCUAAAGAAAUAUAGUAAACAUAAAUUUGCAACAAUUUUAAAGCUCCAAUUUUUAGGUGACUCCAAGAAAGUCAAUAUGCCUAUUAAUAGUUCUUUGAUGCCAUCACCAAAAGUCUUCAGGCAAUUUCUUUAAAGUCGAAACCCCUGCCUUUGGUUUUACAGAGAGUUAUUACCAUUGGGUGGUGCUGCAAGGUCAGAUUUCUCUUAAGUUCCCCUAUUUUGAGGAAAAGUCACUGGAUAAUGUAUAAACCACCCAUACUUUCUGGUUCUUAUGUACAUUUUGAUAGUACAUUCUUAUAGAUUGGUUUUAAUUUCUUGCAAUAACUUUUGAAAUCCACAUACCUCCCAUUUGUUGAAAUGAAGACCAUGCACAAAAAUUCUUUUCUUCUCUUCCUCUUCUUUUUUUUUUAAUCCAGUGCUGACCAUUACAAACUAUCAUGCUUGAUAUGGUGCAAAAGUUAAAAUGAGUAUCACUAAAAAUGCCUUCUCAUUAUGUGGUGCAAUAUGAAAUACACCGAGACUGUGUCUUGAUAUUUGGAGAUCUAUGAUGGACCCAGGUAAAGUUGUUAAAAGAAUGAAUAAAACUUUAUUGAAAUAAUUUAGACACCUGUGUACCAGCAACAAUUGGUUUAAUAGACCUAUAGUGUCUAUACUAUCCCUUAGAUUAAACGUUUACCAUUUUCCUGAUACUAAGAUGCACUCACAUAAUCUUUUGUGCAUAUUCCUAUAAAAUUAUUUCUAAUUUUAAUAAGAAGGACAUGACUGUAUGGAAUAUUUGUACAUACGUGUCAUUAUGCAGUAUUUAUUUAAAAGUUGGUGUUUUUGUUUUUGUUUUUAAUUUCCACAUGUCUGCACCUCAACUCGUGGUUUAGUCAUGUAAAUAGCACUCUGCCAGUGACCAUUGCUGCCCUGUACAUAGUAUGUUUUAAAGUAAAGGGAAUUCCAGUUGGGGAAAAAAAAAAAAGGGCAGAUUAGUCCUGUAACAAACACCAACUAAUGUAAAUCAAAUUCAUUCUGGUGAUGGUAUUUAACACUUUAAAUAAAACAUUUUCUUUACA
This is a messenger RNA of Ictidomys tridecemlineatus (thirteen-lined ground squirrel), 8444 nucleotides long. RefSeq names its product regulating synaptic membrane exocytosis 2 (gene Rims2). Gene Ontology annotation, biological process: positive regulation of synaptic transmission; regulation of membrane potential; regulation of synaptic vesicle exocytosis. Gene Ontology annotation, molecular function: small GTPase binding; transmembrane transporter binding. NCBI's taxonomy places the organism in Eukaryota, Metazoa, Chordata, Mammalia, Rodentia, Sciuridae. The record is from RefSeq and is a predicted model, not a curated record. Gene Ontology annotation, cellular component: cytoskeleton of presynaptic active zone; presynaptic membrane.